Molecule: messenger RNA, 3387 nt
Organism: Engraulis encrasicolus (European anchovy)
Lineage: Eukaryota; Metazoa; Chordata; Actinopteri; Clupeiformes; Engraulidae
Gene: kcnh8
Product: potassium voltage-gated channel, subfamily H (eag-related), member 8
Exons: 25
Coding region: 1-3387 (1128 amino acids)
Biological process (GO): regulation of membrane potential; potassium ion transmembrane transport
Cellular component (GO): plasma membrane
Molecular function (GO): voltage-gated potassium channel activity
Source: RefSeq, a predicted model, not a curated record
AUGCCUGUUAUGAAAGGAUUGCUCGCGCCCCAGAACACCUUUCUGGACACCAUCGCGACGCGUUUUGACGGGACCCACAGCAACUUCAUCCUGGCCAAUGCGCAGGUGUCCCACGCGGCGCACCCCAUCGUCUACUGCUCCGAUGGCUUCUGCGAGCUGACGGGCUUCGUGAGGUCAGAGGUCAUGCAGCAGAGCUGCGCCUGCAAGUUCCUGUACGGGCCCGACACCAGCGAUGACAUCAUACAGGAGGUGGACACCGCCCUAUUGGAGCGCAGCGAGUUCAACCAGGAAGUCAUGUUCUACAAGAAGACAGGUGGCAUGUUCUGGUGCCUGCUGGACAUCGUGCCCAUUAAGAAUGAGAAGGGGGACGUGGUGCUGUUCCUCGCCUCCUUUAAGGACGUCACCGACACCAAGACCCAGGCACUCAAGGAGGACAAGAGACAAGAGCUGCAUCCGGGCCAGGUGCGGGGCGGUUCCCCCUUGUCCUCCGGCUCCACGCGGCUGAGGAGCAGCACUGUACUCUACCACAUCUCUGGACAUCGAUACAAGAGCAAGAUCAAACUCAACAAGAAUGUGUUUGGCGACCCCCCCGCGCUGCCCGAGUACAAGGUGGCGGACGCCAAGAAGUCGCGCUGCAUCCUCCUCCACUUCAGCAGCUUCAAGGCGGGCUGGGAUUGGCUGAUCCUGCUGGCCACCUUCUAUGUGGCCGUCACCGUGCCCUACAACGUCUGCUUCAUCGGCGACGACGACCUCACGCGCAGCACCACCGUCAGCGACAUCGCCGUGGAGAUACUCUUCAUUAUAGACAUCGUGUUUAGUUUCCGCACGUCCUACGUCAGCAAGUCUGGCCAAGUGAUCUUUGACGCACGGCAGAUCUGUUUCCACUAUCUGACCACCUGGUUCAUCAUCGACCUGGUCGCCGCCCUGCCCUUCGACCUCCUCUACGCCUUCAAAGUCAGCGUGGUGUCUGUGGUCCACCUGCUAAAGACAGUGAGGUUGCUACGGAUCAUUCGACUACUGCAGAAAAUGGACCGCUACUCUCAGCACAGUACGGUGGUGUUGACUCUGUUGAUGUCCAUGUUUGCGCUGCUGGCCCACUGGAUGGCCUGCAUCUGGUACGUCAUCGGCAAGAAGGAGAUGGAGGCCAACGCACACACAUGGGACAUAGGUUGGCUCCAUGAGCUAGGUAAGCGUUUGGAGGCCCCAUACGGCAGCAGCUACAACACUUCCUUGGUGGGCGUGUCAGUAGGUGGGGUCAACAGAGGAGGCCCCGCCCUCAGGAGUGUCUACAUCGCCUCUCUCUACUUCACACUCAGCUCUCUCACCAGCGUCGGGUUCGGGAACGUAUCGGCCAAUACCGACGCAGAGAAGAUAUUCAGCAUCUGCACCAUGCUCAUUGGAGCCCUGAUGCACGCGCUGGUGUUUGGUAAUGUGACGGCCAUCAUCCAGCGAAUGUACAGCCGCUGGUCCCUGUACCACACGCGCACCAAGGACCUGAAGGACUUCAUCAGAGUACACCACCUGCCACAGACCCUCAAGCAGCGCAUGCUCGAGUACUUCCAGACCACAUGGAGCGUCAACAACGGCAUCGACUGCAAUGAGCUCCUGAAGGACUUCCCAGACGAGUUGCGUUCGGACAUCACCAUGCACCUGAAUAAGGAGAUCCUGGAGCUGUCGGUCUUCUCCUCGGCCAGCAGGGGGUGCCUGCGCUCCCUCUCGCUGCACAUCAAGACCACCUUCUGCGCCCCGGGGGAGUACCUCCUGCGCCAGGGAGACGCGCUGCAGGCGCUCUUCUUCGUCUGCUCGGGAUCCAUGGAGGUGCUCAAGGAUGGCAUGGUGUUGGCCAUACUGGGUAAAGGAGACCUGAUUGGUGCCAACAUGAGCGUGGCGGACCGCGUGAUCAAGACCAACGCGGACGUCAAGUCUCUGACCUACUGUGACCUGCAGUGCAUUAACCUGCGGGGCCUGCACGAGGUGCUGGAUCUCUACCCAGAGUACUCACACCGCUUCUGCAAAGACAUACAGCAGGACCUCACAUACAACCUACGAGAAGGACAGGAGAACCAUGUGAGUAGAUGUGUCAAUCAACAGGCCGAUGGGCGGGGCAAUGGUGGUGUCAUCCGGCGCUACCAUCCAAUCACAGAGGAGGGAGAGGAGGAUGAGGAAGAGGAAGAGGAAGACAGUGUUCUGUUCCUGAGCGACGUGCCCGACAGACGCCACACACACCCGCGCAGCGCGCACACACAGACACACACUCACGCCAGCACACACACACAACGCAAGAACAUUCAUAUUCAACAGGAGAACCUUAGGAAGCCAGAUCCCUCCAACCUCAGCCCCAGGAUUGUUGAUGGUACAGAGGGCAGCGACAGCCGGAAGAGUUCACCAGCCUUCACAUUCUCCUCAGACCAUGUGGCAGCUAAUACUGGUAAAGGAGACCUGAUUGGUGCCAACAUGAGCGUGGCGGACCGCGUGAUCAAGACCAACGCGGACGUCAAGUCUCUGACCUACUGUGACCUGCAGUGCAUUAACCUGCGGGGCCUGCACGAGGUGUUGGACCUCUACCCAGAGUACUCACACCGCUUCUGCAAAGACAUACAGCAGGACCUCACAUACAACCUACGCGAAGGACAGGAGAAUCAUAAUCUGAUAGAGCGACUCGCAGACCUGUACAGGAUUGUUGAUGGUACAGAGGGCAGCGACAGCCGGAAGAGUUCACCAGCCUUCACAUUCUCCUCAGACCAUGUGGCAGCUAAUACUGAUCCUCAGAUCAGCACAGCUGAGUUGGCAGCCAAAGCAGAGGAGACGCGAGGUCAGCUGUGCCAUCUCGACCAGGAGGUGACGUCGCUGGGUCAGGAGGUGGCUGAGCUGGGUCGUGUGAUGCGCAGUUUGGCCUUCCUCAUGGAGUCCCUGCUCGCCUCCCCCCGUGCAGUUGCCGAGCAGCAGCAGCAGCAGCAGCAGCAGCAGCAGCAGGCGCCACCCUUCCUGGCCCAACAGAAGGCCCCAGCCUUGGCACUCACGCUCUCCACCACGCUCACGUAUCCCUCCACCAGCCUUGGAACUCACGCUCUCCACCACACUCACGCGAAGAGCGAGAGGACAGCCGUGAACGAGCGCAUCCAGACCCUCAGAGCUUCCAUGGCCCCAGCAAAUGACGCACAGAUCCCAUAUGAAGAGAAACUAAAGACGGACUUGGAAAAACUGGAAACAAAUAUAAAACAGGCCAAGAUGCGGAAAUUAAAGAGAGAUGAGGACGACUACAAACGUAACCAGGUGUACCAAUGGGAGAAGCGACCCAGACAUCCACGCCCCCAUAGGCGCACUCCAUCCAACCCACGCGUAAGACGCGUCUCCUUCAACCUGACCAGCAGCGCGCCCCAAGCUUGA